This is a messenger RNA of Lachancea sp. 'fantastica', 1599 nucleotides long. NCBI's taxonomy places the organism in Eukaryota, Fungi, Ascomycota, Saccharomycetes, Saccharomycetales, Saccharomycetaceae. The record is from the annotation of a GenBank genome assembly.
AUGGGCAGGGACGCUGAUUCUCCGGUUUCUUCACCUCUUUCGAGAGAACUGUCGCCUUUGUCAAGAGCUUUAACGGAAAGCACUGGGAAGUCGUCACCCAACCCUGAUGUGAAGGACAAAAAGGAUUUCAAAAACAAGAGCAAGAGGUCCAAAAGUGUCUCGCAUUUGGCGGAUCGCAAUAGAAUCUUGGGUAGUAAAAUGACCCCAUUGAACGCAGAGGAACCUCCAGUGCCAAUACAAGAUCCAAUGGAUUCUGGCGAUGACGAUUCGGACUCUGGAUGGGCUGCUCAAAAGGUGUUUAGACGGCUUUCUGUGGGCUCAAACGAUAUGAGACGGGCAACCUCACAUGCGCAACUGUCGUCAACCGCACACGGCAUGCGUUUGCUAUCCAAAGACAUUCAGAAAUCCGUUGUUACAUUGGAGGUCAACAGGCUCAUGAUUGUCACCAAAAAACAAGAUAGCUCCCUCGUUUACCUUACAAGAGAAAUGGUCGAGUGGAUUCUGGUCAACUACCCCGGCAUCCAGAUAUAUGUCGACGAGUCCGUAGAGAAGUCGAGCAAGUUUGACACCCCUGGUAUCAUUCGAGACAGCAGAUGUGCGUCGCAUAGAAUCAAGUGCUGGACCCCCGAGUUGGUGGCGAAAAAAGACGAUUUUUUCGACCUAAUUGUGACUUUAGGCGGUGACGGUACCGUGCUUUACGUCUCGUCACUCUUUCAAAGAAGUAUCCCACCAGUGAUGUCGUUCUCCCUCGGAUCCUUGGGCUUUUUAACCAAUUUUAACUACGAAAACUUCAGACAGUCGCUGCCACGCGUUUUGAACUCCAAGAUCAGAAGCAAGAUGAGAAUGCGGUUGUCAUGCCGUGUGUUCCGGAGACGUAAACCACACAAGGAUGGCACACGAUCCAAGAAGAAAUUCAGCAUGAUCGGCGAAUAUCACGUACUUAACGAAUUGACUAUUGAUCGUGGACCCAGUGCCUUUAUUUCCAUGCUAGAAGUUUUUGGCGACAACUCGCUACUGACGGUCGCCCAGGCGGACGGCUUGAUUAUCGCCACACCCACAGGGUCAACAGCGUAUUCCCUGAGCGCUGGGGGUUCUCUAGUCUACCCAAGCGUUAACGCUAUCGCCGUCACCCCAAUUUGUCCACACACUCUAAGUUUCCGUCCCAUCAUUUUGCCUGACAGUAUGAAGCUCAAGGUUAAAGUGCCUUUAAAUUCAAGAUCUACCGCAUGGGCCGCUUUUGACGGGAAGAACCGAGUCGAACUGUUUAAAGGUGAUUACAUCUGCAUCACUGCAAGUCCACACUCGUUUCCUACGCUCGAGUCUAGUCCCACGGAAUUCAUUGAUAGCAUCAGCAGAACCUUGAACUGGAACGCGCGCGAACCACAGAAAAGCUUUGCCCAUAUGCUAUCCCAGAAGAAUCAAAAGAACUACGUCACAGAUACAGAAAAACAGAAAAGAGAUGCGCCAGAAGUGCGUGCUCCUUCAGACGACGAAGAGGAAGAAGACGAAGAUUCUACAGAUGUUGAAGUCAAUCAGUAUCGCCCGAGAGCCGUUGACGCCGCGAAAGCACCUAAGCUGAAGCCAAAUUUCCAAUUGUAG